Erythranthe guttata (spotted monkey flower) is the source of this 369-nucleotide messenger RNA. RefSeq lists its product as uncharacterized. Gene Ontology annotation, cellular component: replication fork. Lineage: Eukaryota; Viridiplantae; Streptophyta; Magnoliopsida; Lamiales; Phrymaceae. The record is from RefSeq and is a predicted model, not a curated record. Gene Ontology annotation, biological process: DNA replication.
AUGGGAAUCCAUGUUCUUAGCUGCAAGGUUCUAUCCGGCAAAAAUACCGGUGAUGUUGUUUUCAUUCCUCGGAUGACGUUGGUCCCGUCGAACUCUACUCUGCCAAUUAACUUCCAGAGGCGACAAUUUCCACUGAUGGUUUCCUUUGCAAUGACCAUCAACAAGAGUCAGGGUCAAACACUUUCCCACGUCGGUUUGUAUCUACCCAAACCUGUAUUCAGCCACGAUCAGUUGUACGUUGCACUCUCGAGAGUCAAGAGUAGAUCUGGCAUAAAGAUCCUAAUCAAGUCCGAAUCCGGUGGAUUGUCGAGUUCAACUAGCAACGUUGUUUACAAAGAAGAAUGUUUGCACGUGAUUUUGUAUUUCUAG